Molecule: messenger RNA, 1644 nt
Organism: Aureobasidium vineae
Lineage: Eukaryota; Fungi; Ascomycota; Dothideomycetes; Dothideales; Saccotheciaceae
Source: the annotation of a GenBank genome assembly
AUGUUUUUCCAAGGUGACUUGCAGAGUGGUAUCUCGCAGGCGAUCCAGGAGCACAAGCUGGUCGCCUGCUUCGUCAGACAAGGUAUGCCAGCUGACACUACGUUCAUCCUACGCAGUCUAACGAGCUGUCANGAUGACGAUGAGACAAGCCAGAAAUGGGAGAGCGAGUGGCUGACUGCUCCACUUGACGCAUCCACAGAUGCAGAUGGACAGCAGUCAUUAGGAGAGCAACUGGGCGAGAAGGCAGUCUUGCUUCGAAUCAACGCAGGAUCCGUCGAAGCUGGAUUCCUCGGAGCCUUUUGUUCUCUAGACUCUCUGCCGAAGCUUUUGGUCAUACGAGCAGGAUCCGUCGUCGAGAACAUCGACGCAAGCGUCACUGAAGAAGAAUUUCAGAAGCGCAUAACUGCUCUACUACAGCCCUCGACGCAACAGCAGCCAUCACAAUCAACCAACUCUAUUCCCCAAAAUGCCGACUCGGCCACCGCAGAUGUCAGCCAAGUUUUGUCGAACGUUCCCCUCAUCGGCGAAAGAGGAACAACGCUGCGGGAAUCAGACGCGGUUCCUCAAGAGACUGCAGAGACCAACGUCCCCAUACCAGCACCCACCAGUCAAGGCAACAAUGUAACGAUGCAACAAUUCCUGGCCGAGCGCGGAGCCCAUCUCGAAGCUGAUCGCAAGAAGCAAGAGGAGGUGGAAAAGGCAGCACGUAAGGCUACGGCAAAGGCGCGCAAGGAGGAGGCAGACAAGCAAGCUGCCGAGUCAUCGUCANNCUGCCCCAGAACAAACAAGAUUGGGCCGAUCAGCAGAGAAACCGCAACAAAGAGGCACGGCAGGAGAGGGAGAGAAUCCUCAAGUCAAUUGAGUCUGACAAGGCUGCAAGGAAAGAGAAGGAACGACAAAGANAAACUCGCCGCUCAGGGCGAGCCAUCUACAGCAGCUGCGCAGCUACCGGUACAUACUAAUACCGCCCCUGGAAGAAACUCCAGCGUUUGCGCCCUCCAGAUCAGACUGUUCGAUGGCAGUUCGCUGCGAACAAAGUUUGAUCCUUCCGCGACUCUUGCGACUUCCGUCAGGACAUAUGUCUCACAGAAUUCGCAGACAGACGUCCCGUACGAGUUCCGCCAGAUACUCCUGCCCAACCCCAGCCGUAACAUCUCGGUCGGCGAAGAGGGCGAAUCACUUAAGUCGCUUGGUUUGACACCUAGCGCAACUCUAGUCUUGGUGCCUAUCAAAGGCUACACAGAUGCUUACGCCAGCGGCAGCGGCGGCCUGGUCUCCAAGGGGUUCAAUGCCGGAUUUGGACUCUUGUCAGGCGCGGCAAGCAUGUUGGGAAGCGCGGUNGGGGGUGUUAUGGGCUACGCAUCAGGCACAACCGACAGACAAGGCCCCUACGUAGCCGGAACAGCAGAUGACAGUGAGAUUUCUAACGUGGAGGGAGACAGAAUGGCCAAUAGGUCAGCCGGCAUCAACAUCCGCACACUUGGUGAUCAGAGACGAGAGACGGAACAGAAUACUGAACUAUACAAUGGCAACCAGGUGAGUACUUCUAAGCAGCCGAGUGUGAAGACCGCGGUGAUUGACGGAACACAGCUGAACUUCGAGCCGCGGAAGAACAAGGAUGGCCAGGACGCCAAAGAUGAUUGA